AAGUUAUCAACUUUUUUUUUCCCUGAGCAGAGAGACCAUUUGGAUUUGUGGCGGCGACGACAGCGGUUCUUAUCUUUUGGUCCGGAGAAUGUUUAUUUGUCUUCUAGGGUUUUGAAUUUGAAGAUUUUCCCAGAAGAACAAAAGAGAGAGAGAGAGAGAGAUGGGUCCUCUUGUCGAAGAAACCGAACUCCCUGAAGCUCUCCUCAAGGCUGGAAAAGAUCUCCUCGAGCCUCAUUCCUCUACUGAUUCCCUUCUCGACCUUCUCAAUAAAGUCGAGACUCUGCUCGGUAAUGUGGAGCAAGAUCCUACUGUAUCUCUGCAAAAUGCCCUGAGACCAGCUUUGAAGGCUUUGGUGUCUGUUGAUCUCUUGAGAAACCCUGAUUCUGAUGUUAGGGUUUACGUUGUCUCCUGCUUAACCGAGAUUAUGAGGAUAACUGCUCCAGAGGCACCGUAUGAUGAUGGCGAUAUGAAGGAGAUCUUCGAGGUGACGGUAGAAGCCUUUGGAAAACUAGCUGAUGCUUCCUCUCGUAGUUAUAAGAAAGUGGAGGCUGUUCUUGAUACUGUUGCUAAGGUCAGGGCGUCUUUGGUGAUGUUGGACUUGGAGUGCGAUGACGUUAUCCUAGAGAUGUUUCGGCAGUUCUUGAAAGUCAUAAGCCCGGUUCAUCCUCAACCUGUUCAUCAUUCAAUGGAAACGAUAAUGAUCACAGUCAUAGAAGAAAGUGAAGAAGUAUCCAUGGAUUUGCUAGAGAUUCUGUUGGCUGCUGUGAAGAAAGAAAACCAGGAUGUCUCACCAACGGCUUCGGGGCUUGUGGAGAAGGUUCUCAGUAGUUGCGCCUCUACGCUUCGACCGUACAUCAUGGAAGCUUUGAAGUCCACAGGGACUAGCUUGGAGAUGUAUUCUCCAGUAGUUUUGUCAAUAGGCCAAAGCGAAGCUGCCACUACUGAAACACAAAUCGUUGUUAACCCCAAAGAAACUGAGGCAGGUGAAAAGACAAUAGAAGAAGAGGUAGUUCCAAGUGAUUCAUUGCAGGAAAAACUGGAUUUGAGUCUCUCUGUCAAGGGGACGAGGUCCAAGAGAACUGCAAGAGGUGGAACUCGAGCCAAUGGAGAUGUUAAAGCACAAGUUGGAACCGAUUUGAAACAACUUUUGAAGCAAGGGCAUUCUGAAAGUACAGACACAGACACCGAAUCAGAGUCUACUAGGAGGAGAGGGCGGAAACCCAAUUCUCUGAUGAAUCCUGAGGAAGGCUACUCAUUCAAGACGUCAUCAAGCAAGAAGGAUUCAUCACGUGGAAAGCUCGUUGGCAAGAAAGCAUCUUCCCCUAGUAAAGCUGGUCAAGGGAAUCAGCCCCUUGUUAUUUCUCUCUCGCCCUCUAGUAGGUCUAAGAAGGGGUCAGGCAAACGUAGCCGGAGUAAGAUGGAAGAGACAAAUCUUGAUGCAGGUUCUUUAGCGAUACCAGUAUCAAAGAAACAGACUGUGAAGAAAGAUAAUCCUGAAGUAGAAGAUUUAAUGGAAACUGACCUUGAAAAGCCUGAAGAUAACAUUAAGACUGCCAAGCCAAGUAAAAAGGAGAAAGCAGAGAAUGGUUCAGCGAAAACGUCAGCAAAGAAACCGCUUGCAGAAUCUAAGACCAGCGGGAAAAAAUCAGUCAGCUCAGAUGCGAAGAAAAACAAGUCAGAAGGUGUAAGCAUGGAUACUGAUAUUCCCCAGUCAUCAAAGAACAAGAAGAAGAGUUCCCGUGCAACAACGCCUGCGACCAAAGAAUCUGAACAAACUCCCAAGAGCCAUCCCAAGAAGAAACAAACAGCUGGAGAGGAAGUGGAAUCCAAUGAGAGAUCCAAUAAGCGGAAACUUGGUCAGGAACUGGUUGGUAAGAGAGUUAAAGUCUGGUGGCCACUCGACGAGAAGUUUUAUGAAGGCGUCAUAGAGUCCUUUUCUGGUCGUUCUAAAAGGCAUCGAGUGUUAUAUUCUGAUGGGGAGACUGAAGAUAUUUAUCUUAAUAACGAACGUUGGGAGAUAAUCCAGGAUAACUCUUCAGCCAUUGAGGAAAAGGAGGAUGAUCUGCCUGAUUCUACUCCUUUAUCUGACAUAAUGCGAAGGCAGAAAGCCAAGAAGAGCAAAAAUAUGUCUGUGAAUGUGGAUCCAAGCAGUUCUUCAGACGUCAGAUCCUCUAAGGAGAAAGAACCUGUAACAAAUUCCACUAAGCAAGGGAAAAGAACCAAAGGUGCGCUGAAGGGCAAAAGCAAUGAACCAGAAAGCAGAGAAGAGAAAGAUCUUAAAUCGUCAAAAAAGCCGAAUGCUGAAACUGGCAGGACUAAGAAAAGGCAGAAGGUGACUCGAGAUAUGCACCGAGAAAGUGCAAAAGAUUGUGUUGACAAGGAAGAACCUGAAACCAAGGGUGGAGACAGUCUGAAAUCCGAUGGAGAGCCUGAAUGUAAGAGAGAUCAUCAAGAACUGCCUGAUGAUCCAAAUGCGGAAACCAAAACUGAUGGAGAAGAGGUGAAGUCUACAAACAAGUCAAAUGCAGAACCAGAAACUGAUGGAGAAGAACAGGAGACAACAAAAGAGCCAACGGCAGAACUCAAUGCUGAUGGAGAAGAGCUAAAGUCUACAAACAAGUCAAAUGCAGAACCAGAAACUGAUGGAGAAGAACAGGAGACAACAAAAGAGCCAACGGCAGAACUCAGUGCUGAUGGAGAAGUGCUAAAGUCUACAAACAAGUCAAAUGCAGAACCAGAAACUGGUGGAGAAGAACAAGAGGUAGCUAAAGAGCCAACGGCAGAAUUCAAAACUGAAGAGACAGUGAAAGAGCGUAAUGAAGAACCUGAAACUGAGGUACAAGAGGGAGAAUCAGCAAAAGAGCCAAGUGCAGUCACCAAAUUGACCGAGAAGGAGGAUAUGUCUGAGGAGCAAGAUGGAGAAUCAGCAAAAGAGCCAGGUCCAGGCCCAAAAUUGAUAGAGAAGGAAGAUAUGUCUGAGGAGCAAGAUGGAGAAUCAGCAAAAGAGCCAGGUGCAGACACAAAAUCUAUUGACAAGGAGGAUAAAUCUGAGGAGCAGAGUCAUGGAGAUGCAAACACAAGCGUGCCUGAGACUGGUAAAGUAGAAAAUGAAGCUGAAGAAGAUGAUCAGAGAGCAGUUAAGGAAGUGGAAGAAGAGACUGAUAAAGCAGAAGUCAGUACUACCCCUAUUUCAGGCUGAUCCAUGGGCCAUGCAAUGGUUAGGUGAUGAUAAUGCAGGGCGAAAAGAUUGGUUAUUGUGGUUUAGCGUUUAGGUAACUUAUAUGUUUAGUGAAACUGCUUGUUUAAAGACUUAAUUGUGUUAUUUUUAGUAGUUUUAACCUGUGUCUUAUUGUGGAACUAGUUUGCUGGUGUCACCUAGCCUUAGUAACAUACAUUUCAGAGGCCAUGUAUGUGCAUUUGCUAAACACAAAACAUUGAUAAUAUGUGUAGUCAUUUCAGCACUUCCUGUUUUGGGCACAUAACUUUGAACUUGCUGAGAAAAGUGUC
Messenger RNA from Eruca vesicaria subsp. sativa (arugula), 3507 nucleotides. Lineage: Eukaryota; Viridiplantae; Streptophyta; Magnoliopsida; Brassicales; Brassicaceae. The record is from the annotation of a GenBank genome assembly.